Oncorhynchus tshawytscha (Chinook salmon) is the source of this 4009-nucleotide messenger RNA. Its product is annotated as proline-rich extensin-like protein EPR1. The coding region runs from base 318 to 3635 and encodes 1105 amino acids. The transcript is spliced from 4 exons. NCBI's taxonomy places the organism in Eukaryota, Metazoa, Chordata, Actinopteri, Salmoniformes, Salmonidae. The record is from RefSeq and is a predicted model, not a curated record.
GGUAGUGAGGGGUGGUGAUAUCUAAAGUGCUGUGGCCACCCCCUGCCUGGCUGACGGUCGCAGCUAGCGCACUGUCACGACGGAGCACAUUCUGAGCAAAAGGCUCAGGUUAUAUUUUUGGACUGCCAUGGAGACUGGCCCUUCCAUAUGUAGGAAGGGUGUAUAGUUGUGCUCAACAUGAGCCUCCCGCUCUGAUAAUCCGGGCCGGGACAAGCAGGCAGCAGCCGGCCGAUCCCAAGUAGCAGACACACAGGGACUCCCCUGUCGGGAGUGUGUUGGUCAACGGUAAGAAGAAUAACCUGGGGGUUAAACUGCUCAUGGCUGCCAGUUAUAGCAAUGUCAAUGAACCAGGCCUGCUUUUCCAGCAGUACCCUCCAGCUCUACUGCCCAAGCCUGGCAAGGAAAAUGCUAGACUCCAGAAACUACUCAAGAAAACUGAGAAAAAAAUCAAGAAAAAAGCCGCUCCUGAGAUCGCAAAGACACCUGUCCCUUUCCGCUCAAGCCUCUCUCCUGUGAAUGAAGCAAGUCCUGACUUGGAGCACAGUGACCACUCAACCCCUCCCAAAACUCCAGAGGCAUCCUUCUACACACAGCACCCCAGAUUUUCUGUCAGGCCAGUCUAUCGUCAUGUGGCAUCCCCUUACCCGCAGCAACGAGGAGCCACUUUUGGUGGAACAGCAAGAUUCGCCCCACAGCUGUAUGCUGCUCCAGCCCCCACCUUCCCCCAAUAUGUGGCCCCACUCUACACAUUUACUCCAACACCCCCGUCAGCCGUUCUAGGGCCAGCCUUGCAUGAAUUGGCACCCAAAACGCCUGAGCAAACGUCCUCUGUGCCUGACGUGACAACGACAGCUGCUGCUCAAAUUGCUCCUCCAGUCACUGCUUCAGUACCUCAUCCACUCAGUGCUCCAGUUGCUCUUGUCACAGUCACUCCUGCUGCCACACAACCUACUCUGCGAAUAGCCCCAGUAGUAAUACACCGCAAAAGUCCAAGUCCACGUUUUAAAGCUACCGAAGCUGCACUAAAAGCACCCAAAUCGAUGUUUGAUGUCCCUCAAAUUAGGGUCUAUACUGCAUCUAUGUCCCCCCUCCAUGAUUAUACUGGAUCAAAGACAUCUACUGCAGACGCAUUAUCUCUGAGUAUAACACCCACAUCAGAAAUCACAAGAGCUUUUACACCAACUGCUGAAAUCAAAAGGAGUGCAACACCUACAUCCGGGGUAAAAAGAGGUUUAACACCUACACCUGGACUCCAAAGGAGUGCAACGCCUACAUCUGAAGUGAAAAGAGCUAAAACACCAACUCAUGAUUUUUUAACACCAAGAACUCCUUUAGGUCGCCCUAAGACACCCUCAUUUCAUGUGUCCCGUGCCAAAACACCUGUUUUUGAAAUAUCAAGAACCAACCCACUUUUAUUCGCUGUAUCACCCAUUACUACAGAGGAACAUAUAUCUAACACACCAACACCUGGCACUAAUGCUGCCAGUCAGUCUUUGUCUGACCCUUCAAAAUCACCUUCAACUAUUCUAGGUGCAAGAACUCUGAAUGGGGAAGUAACGUCAAAAGAGACUCCCACAGCUAAAUCACCUCCUCAGAACACUUCAAAACCAGAGGCUCCUCGACACGAAAAUCCUGUAGUUGAGUCUGCCAGACCAAAGACCCCGACAGAUCUAUUAGGCUAUCAAAGAUCCAAGACUCCAACAGAUAUCACACCGAAAUCUGCUGCACCCUCCUAUGGGUACCAAAGACCCAAGACUCCAACAGAUAUCACACCAAAAUCUGCUGCACCCUCCUAUGGGUACCAAAGACCCAAGACUCCAACAGAUAUCACACCAAAAUCUGCUGCACCCUCCUAUGGGUACCAAAGACCCAAGACUCCAACAGAUAUCACACCAAAAUCUGCUGCACCCUCCUAUGGGUACCAAAGGCCAAAGACUCCAACAGAUAUCACACCGAAAUCUGCUGCACCCUCCUAUGGGUACCAAAGACCCAAGACUCCAACAAUUGUCACACUAAAGCCUACAGCACCCACAGAUGGGUACCAAAGACCCAAGACACCAACAAAAGAAACAUCAAAACCUACAGCACCCUCAGAUGGGUAUCCAAGGCCCAAGACUCCCACCAAUGAAGGGCAUAAACCUAUGACUCCAACAAUUGAGUAUCAAAAACCACAACCACCAGCAGGGUUUCAAAGGCCAAAGACUCCCACAGCUGGGGUAUCAUCUAUAGGAUUUCAAAGGCCCAAGACACCAACAUAUGUGGAUCCUAAACCAACCCAUACCUAUUAUGGGUUGACUCCUGCUGCAUAUGUUGCCCAUGGUGGAAUCCAAAGUUUUUCACCUUUAUUUGGAAUAUCCAGGUCUAAGACGCCGACUCAAGAGGAAUCUAAAACCCAAGAGCUAGAAGCAUCUAAAACACCUACCCAAGAGUUACCUGUAAAAUCACAUCCUUUGCCCGAGGUGUCAAACCAGGAAGCACCCUUCAAAGAACUGGAAAAAACUAUUUCAAGUGAGGCCAUAGUAUCCACGACAGUAGUUAAGCUUCCGAGUCCAACCAUUGUUGUUACACAAGCUGAAGAGGUCUCAGAAACAAGAGUAUCCACAGCUGUGACCAGCAAAAUAUCAACUCCCAUUGCUGAAAUGCCAAAGGUUAAAACUGUGGCAAACACAAGGCCAUGGGCUAAAUCUCCAACACCAGAGGUUAAAACCCCAGUGAAGACACCAACUUAUGGAGUUUACCCAAAACCCAAGACACCCACCCCAGAAACCCAACGCAAGACAAUACCUCCUUUCUCAAAAACAGAACAUCCUGUGGCUAAAGCCAGUGUGGUGCAACAGAAAGAGUUGAAGGAAUCAACAGAGCCUAAAAUGCCAACCAAAGCAACCUCUGAGGCUAAACCAGUAGGGACAAAGCCAACCAAUUCUUCUCCACUUGCAAAGACUGCAUCUCCUGAGAAUCUUUUGUUGCUGGCUAAACCAAAGAAUAACCAGGAAGCCAAACCUGAAGAGGUGGUAUCAGCUCCAACCACACCAUUGACAGAGAAGAAGGAAGAGAGAAAAGACUCUUUCCCAGCAGCUGAACCUCUUCUUAAAGUGAUCCAAAAGCCAAAGGGCAUGAUGAAGUCUAAACUCAGUGGUUGGUCACGGCUCAAGAAGCACAUGGUAGUGGAAGAAGAACCACCUAUGUUCACAGAAUCAGAUCCUAAGAAAGAAACCGCCAAGGUGACUGAGCAGGAAGGAGGUGAAGCGAAAAAGGAUGAAAAGGUGUUAUUCAAAGACAUGGUGGCAGCCGUAACAGCUGACGAUCCUCCUAAGGCAGCGAAGAAAUGGGAUUCUCUUCUCUUCGAUAUGUUCUCCACUAAAGAGAAGAUUAUGCAGGUGAUUGAAGCCAGCAAAAGUGAGGAGGAGAGGAAAGAGCAGCCAAAGGAUGCAGGGAAAGAAAUCCCAUCCUUCGCCCAUCGUCUACCUGUUCUCCUUUUCAGCCCAAAGUUUGAUGCCAAAAGGCUAAGAGAGGCUGCGUCAAGGCCACUAACUAAAAUUUCGACAGUGUUUGAGAUGGGUCUCAUAGGGCGUAAAAAUAAAGACGAGGAACCAAAAGACUUUAACAGAACAGCUAGAGGGUUCACUUGUCCUUAAACCAUGUCUUUUUGGACUGGUAAAGAUGAAACUGAGAAGAACAUUUUGAAAAAUUCUAUUGUUAAAUGUUUUAUGUGCACUGGUGUAGAAAUGGUAGUCAUAAUGUACAGUUCCCAUCUCUCGGCUUGACACAGGAUACAAUAUUUAAGACAGUCUCAUAGAGAAUGUGGUCUUAACUUUAUACUUGAUAAAUGCACCAUGUUGCAUUUUGAGCACUGAUUGUUUUGUCGUCUGACUAUGUUACACAUUUGUGUGAAUGUCUCUUUCUCUGAUAAUAUGAAAAUAUUACCUUGACAAUCAGAGGAUAAGGGAAAAUGUAUUGUUGUUUUAAAAGAAUUUAGACAUCUCGUGAGAUUAAAAUGUACAAAGAUUAA